This is a messenger RNA of Pungitius pungitius (ninespine stickleback), 1423 nucleotides long. RefSeq lists its product as uncharacterized. Bases 459 to 1097 code for a protein of 212 amino acids. The transcript has 4 exons. Gene Ontology annotation, cellular component: external side of plasma membrane. The record is from RefSeq and is a predicted model, not a curated record. Gene Ontology annotation, biological process: cell surface receptor signaling pathway; T cell costimulation; cellular response to lipopolysaccharide. NCBI's taxonomy places the organism in Eukaryota, Metazoa, Chordata, Actinopteri, Perciformes, Gasterosteidae.
CCUCCCUCCCCUUGUCUGAAUUUUUCCGGUUCUGCUCCCCUUUAGGACCGUCUGGAAUUCGGUCCUUGAGGGGGGGGUUCUGUCACGGUUUGGUCUCUUUCCCUGUUUUAGUUUGAAGUUUCAUGUUCCUUGUGGUCCUGGGUUAACUUCACUUCCUGCCUUGUCCCGUGAUUGCCUGAGUGUUUCCACCUGUGUCCAAUCACCUGCACCUCCCUCGUGUAUUUAAGCCCCGUGUGCCUGUUGUCCCUGGUCGCGUCAUUGUCUAAUGUCUCCCGUGGUUGGAGCACGUCGGUUUUGGUUUUUGGUUUGUUUUUGGAAUAAAGAGCAUCUCUCGUGGAAGACCCUGCGUUUGAGUCCUGCUUCCGCCUGCACCUCCACGCCUACGUGACAAAAACCAGCUUUACUUUGUGGUUGUAGUUCUCAGGGAGAUUGUCAUUAGCAUCAGAGCUUUAGCAGAGAUGAUCUGCAGGAUCCUGGUGAUCUUCAUCCCGACCUCCUGUGUCUGUGCAGGGUCAUUUGUAGUGAAUGUGACACAGAGCUGGUAUCAGGCAGAGGAGAACCAGAACAUCUCACUGGAAUGGAUGUUCCCCACCAGCACGGACCCCUCCCCCAACUCCCUUUAUAUCUCCUGCAAGAUGUUAAAUCCUAAUAGACCUUCAGUCUUGUUUCUUCUACAUGAAGGUGUCGAGGUCCCACAGGCUCAGGAUGAACGCUUUGCAGGACGAGUCCAGUGGGACAAAGACGUCCUCAGAGAAGGACGACUCAGAUUUCACAUCUCCAGACUCCAGACUAAUGACUCUGGGCGAUACUCAUGUGUUGUGUUCAAAAGUUAUGAGAAGAACUUUAAGGAAUGUUACCUCAACGUCACUGCAGUGAAGGAUCGACCCAAAGCUGAGACGAGUGAUACAAGUCUGAAAGGAGAUCCUCGGGGAAUGAUCGGCUUCUACUCUGCACUGGGACUAGCAGCAGCUCUGCUGGUUGUUUAUUUAUUUUCUCUCUGCAUUGCCAAAGACAUUAGUGAUCAGCAGAACAAACGAUUCAUCAGAACCACCUUUCAAGUUACUGAUCCAUUAAGUGUUUGUGAAGAAACAGUCUGAUGUGUUUGACUGAAGUCCAGCUGAGACACAUCUGGAUCUUUGGAUGUCUCAUGGAUCAACAGCAGCAUGAAGGUAUCAGUGAAGUCUACAAUUGUGACUCACGGAGUCCAGCUGGUGAACGCUGUGAAUUGCUUUAGUUUCAUCAGGACCAAACUGGUUCACCUUCUGGUAGGACUUCUGACAUCAGAGUAUGAAUGUAAGUCAAUGGUGACAUGAAGUGAAGGGGCGACUGCGGGUGCAGAGUCCAAUCAGAGGAUGGCUCGUUUGGUAGAGGAAAACUCCAUAACAAAAAAAAACUAAAUAAAUGAUGGCUUUGCAUAAUCGUG